This is a messenger RNA of Orcinus orca (killer whale), 2149 nucleotides long. Its product is annotated as ALK tyrosine kinase receptor-like. The transcript is spliced from 9 exons. Gene Ontology annotation, cellular component: membrane. The record is from RefSeq and is a predicted model, not a curated record. Gene Ontology annotation, molecular function: protein binding. NCBI's taxonomy places the organism in Eukaryota, Metazoa, Chordata, Mammalia, Artiodactyla, Delphinidae. Bases 332 to 1297 code for a protein of 321 amino acids.
UCUGCAGGCAACUACAGAGGAAGGACCAACAUUGUCCUUACGAGCUGACAAGCUAAGAGCUCCUGUCAUGAAUGACUACUGUUUCUGACUGUCCAGCCUUCAUUUACCCUCUUCUGGUGAGAAACAGGCUCAGGGAGAUUUGGGCUGUGCCUGGGUUCCACAACCAGCAAGUGACUGAGACAUUGCUUCAUCCAGUUCUUCUGACUUUAAACGCUUCUGCUCUCUCAAGUGUCGGGUGCCGGCCACAGGUUCCCGUCAGAGCUCCUUGGAGUCACCAGCAAACCUGCCUUCUCUUCCUCCUGAUUCUCUUGCCUGGAAUCUGACCUGGAUAAUGAAAGAUUCCUUCCCUUUCCUGUCUCAUCGCAGCCGAUAUGGUCUGGAGUGCAGCUUUGACUUCCCCUGUGAGCUGGAGUAUUCCCCUCCACUGCACAACCUUGGGAACCAGAGCUGGUCCUGGCGCCGUGUCCCUGCCGAGGAGGCUUCCCAGAUGGACCUGUUGGAUGGGCCCGAAGAGGAGCAUGCCAAGGAGAUGCCCAGAGGCGCCUUCCUCCUCCUCAACACCUCGAUGAACUCCAGGCACAGCAUCUUGAGUCCAUGGGUGAGAAGCAGCAGCGAGCACUGCAGGCUGGCCGUCUCGGUGCACAGGCACCUGCAGCCCUCCGGGAGGUACGUCGCCCGGCUGCUGCCCCACAGUGAGGCUGGAAGAGAGAUCCCCCUGGUACCCACUCCAGGAAAGCAUGGUUGGACUGUGCUGCAGGGAAGAAUUGGGCGCCCAGAGAACCCGUUCCGAGUGGCCCUGGAGUACAUCUCGAGUGGAAACCGAAGCUUGUCUGCAGUGGACUUCUUUGCCCUGAAAAACUGCAGCGAAGGAACAUCCCCGGGCUCCAAGAUGGCCUUGCAGAGUUCCUUCACUUGCUGGAACGGAACAGUCCUCCAGCUCGGGCAGGCCUGCGACUUCCACCGGGACUGUGCCCAGGGAGAAGAUGAGGGCCAGCUGUGCAGUAAACUCCCUGCUGGUUUUUACUGCAACUUCGAGGAUGGAUUCUGUGGCUGGACCCAAAGCUCACUGUCACCCCACACGCCCCAGUGGCAAGUCAGGACCUUAAAGGAUGCCCGGUUCCAGGACCACCAAGGCCACGCCCUGUUGCUCAGCACCACCGAUGCCCCCACCUCUGAAAGUGCUACGGUGACCAGCGCUACGUUUCCUGCACCGAUGAAGAACUCUCCAUGCGAGGCAAGUCUCACUGUUCCUCUAGUUCUCUGCCUUCUCCUCCCACCUCUGGGCACUUCCAGAUGAACCCACACAGAUGAGCAAAGUAGCCUGACGGUCGGGCUGCUUGUUCUCUUGCAGGAGGACAAGAGGGCCAUUUGAGCCAACUUCUAGGCAGACAGUACCCACCAACGUGGUAAAGUCCCAUCUGCAGAGAAUCUUACCUUAAACACCAUACUCAGCUUCACUGAACUAUUUGCAAUAGGACCUCGAUUUAAACAAAACCAAAAAGUAUUUCCAAGGCACAGCAGGGGAGGGUAACAGCGACUUACUACAGAAUCCUUUUUAAAAAUGUCAAUCUCUUAUAAUACAUUUUAAAUAUUAUAGAACAUCAAAACUUUGACUUACAUAAAUUUCUCUAAGGCAUCAAUGGCAUUCAGUGAGGUACCUCCAGAGCCACUUAACCAAAUGGUUCGUGUAGCUGUUACCUCUUUAAUGUGAAGACUGCAGGUGCCAUGAUUCUUAACACAAGGUCACAUUCUCUAGGGACCAGGAGAUGUGCUAGACCCCAGCAGGGCCCAGUGAUUAAGCUCGUGGACUCUGGAAUCAACUACCUAAGUCCAAGUCAGGUUCCAUCACUGACUGGCUGUACAAUUUGUUUGAUCAGCUAAUAACCUCUCAGGACCACAGUUUCCCCACCUGGAAAGUAUACAAUAAGAGUGCCUACCCCAAGGAGGGGAGGCUUAAAUGGGUUAAUACGUAAAGGGCUUAUCACAAGGUCUGGCACAACGUAGGUACUACAAUAGUUAACCAACAGUCUCUGGUACCCUGUAUAAUUACGCAAAGGAGAAAGGGGGAGAGGAAGAGGACUUAGCCAAAAACCUGCCUCCAUGCUCUUGGAGAGCCGUGCCGUGCCUGUGCUUCUUUGCACUCUCACCA